Molecule: messenger RNA, 836 nt
Organism: Photinus pyralis (common eastern firefly)
Lineage: Eukaryota; Metazoa; Arthropoda; Insecta; Coleoptera; Lampyridae
Exons: 2
Coding region: 1-756 (251 amino acids)
Source: RefSeq, a predicted model, not a curated record
AUGAAAUUAUUAUUGGUUUCUGCGUCUUUGUUGGGGUUAUUUGGAACUCCACUAGAAGCGUCCUACAUUCCUGACGAUAAACACUUACCCUCAACAGAUUACUACUGGCCUACUCCCACUUCAAUUCCCACGGGUAGUUACCUACCCUCUGAAACUUCUGCUCCAACUAAUAGUCACGAUGCCACUUAUGAAAAGACAAGCGUAGAAAAUGAUGUCUCAUCGGACAAUAGUCAGUUUUUAAGCGUUGAUAAUGACUUUAAAGAGCAAAGGCACGUGUAUUUCUUCGCGGCACCUAGUGAAGAUGAGUACACUCAGCUACGUAUCAAUAUUCUUCCGAACGAUCAGAAAAACACAAAAAUCAUCUUUAUUAAGGUACCAAACCACGGCGGAUUUAAACCUGAAGUAGUCCAAUCGCAAUCGCUAGUUGAAGAUAAAACGCUCGUUUACCUCUUGGUGAAGAGGCCCGAAGAAGCGGCUCAGAUUAACGUACCUGUCAGGGUAACUACUGUCGGUGCUAAGCCCGAGGUGCAAUUUAUCAAAUACAACAAUCCGCACGAUGCCGAAGUCAAGAUUUCGAGUGCUCUUCAAGGCCAACAAGUGGGGUCUUCGGUUUCGGAGAUUGGAAGCGCACCGGGCUUUGUUGGAGUGCUGGGUUCUUCAAAGGAUGAGGUGGCGGCAAGUACGCAGUCAUCAGCGUCCAAACAUAAUACUGUGGCAAUUUUGAGACCGUCCGUAUCCAGUAAGGAUUGGUGGUAACUGGUAAUUGUGAUUGAUUUGUGUUUACUUGUAUAUAGUUACGUUGAUUUUGGUGUAAUUUUAUUUUCUUAAUAAUAACU